Molecule: messenger RNA, 729 nt
Organism: Chenopodium quinoa (quinoa)
Lineage: Eukaryota; Viridiplantae; Streptophyta; Magnoliopsida; Caryophyllales; Amaranthaceae
Exons: 1
Coding region: 1-729 (242 amino acids)
Source: RefSeq, a predicted model, not a curated record
AUGUCUGACCUCAUGAGAAUGAUGGCAUCCAUGAAGCAAAACACUGAAGAUAGCAUCAAGGAGUUGAAAAAUACGACAAAGAAUUUGGAGAACCAAAUCGCGCAAGUCGCAGGUACCAAUAUCCAAAGGCAACCUGGCCACUUACCAGGACAACCGGUCCCUAAGGAGACCGCCAAUGCUAUCACUACUCGUAGUGGUGUCAGUUAUGAAGGGCCACAAAUGCCUACUGAUGAUGCAAAUCUUGAGAAGGAGAAUGGUGAGGUUGCAGAGAAGGCCUUAGAUAAUGUUCCCACCUCAAAAGAUGGGAAAGCUAAAGCAAGUGAUUCUGAGAAAGAGAAAAAUAAAGGUUCUGAGCCUCCAUCAGUCGAGCCAAAGCUACCAUUCCCACAUCGAAUGCAAAAGACCAUGGUAGAUCAACAAUUUGGUAAGUUCUUGACUAUGGUCAAGAACCUUGAGGUAACUGUUCCUUUUACUGAUUUGGUCUCUCAAGUUCCAAUGUAUGAAAAGUUUUUAAAGGAAAUGAUUACUAAGAAGAAAGACUUUGGUGGUGUAAAAAUAGUCGCUCUAACUGCAGAGUGUAGUGCUAUAUUUCAAAAUAAAUCCCCACCUAAGCUUAAGGACCCUGGUAGUUUUUCCAUCCCAUGUCAUGUAGGUGCAUUAUUCAUUGAUAAAGCUUUAUGUGACUUAGGUGCUAGUGUGUUAUGCCUCUUUCUGUUUGUAACAUGUUGA